Messenger RNA from Scaptodrosophila lebanonensis, 4270 nucleotides. RefSeq names its product tetratricopeptide repeat protein 21B-like. Gene Ontology annotation, molecular function: protein binding. NCBI's taxonomy places the organism in Eukaryota, Metazoa, Arthropoda, Insecta, Diptera, Drosophilidae. Bases 20 to 4177 code for a protein of 1385 amino acids. The transcript is spliced from 7 exons. The record is from RefSeq and is a predicted model, not a curated record. Gene Ontology annotation, biological process: intraciliary retrograde transport; protein localization to cilium. Gene Ontology annotation, cellular component: intraciliary transport particle A.
GCCACCAAACGUUGACGCCAUGAAUGAUAAUUACUUUAGCAGUCUGGUGCUAUAUUAUGGGAGGUCUCGCUUUUAUUAUUCUAUGCAAAAAGUCGCGUUGGACGGUUUGGCAAAGUAUCCAAUGCAAUCUAAAUUCAGAUUCUUUAAUGGCAUGGCUCUUGUCUUGGGUAAUACAUAUCUACAGGAAGGCAUUCGAGAACUAAGCCCUCUUAGAAAUGAACCAGACUUUGAAUUGGCAGCAACAAUGGCUCUUAUCUAUGCACACAAGUGUUGCCGCAUUGUAGAUCAGGACGCUCUACUAAUUCAAGAACGCCGGCUUAAUGACGCCAGAAAUUCAACAAAUCCUACGUCAUAUUAUUAUGCUGCAUUAUUUUUAUAUCUUAGGAGCGAAAUAGAUCUUGCUCGUAAAUAUGCUGAUAAAGCUACUAAAAUAGACGCAAAUUUUGACUUGGCAGUAGUGUUGAAGGCCUGGUGUGACUUAUCAUCAAUUCAGCCUAUGACUGGAAAUAUGCAACAAAUAUUAGAAUCUUGCAUUACUCACAGCGAUGGAAAAAAUAUUGAUGCUUCUUUAGCACUAGUUCGCUUCUAUCAAACGCGUGGUAAUUUUGAGGAAGCCGUUUUGACUCUAAAUAAGAUUUCGGUUCGGUACCCCGAACUAAACAUACCGCUCAUUGAGAAAAUGGAAACACAUCUAGCUGCUAGACACUGGGAUCAUGCAAUGGAAACGUCAAUGCGUGUUAUUAACUUAGAUCCAAACAAUAUCGCCGCCCUACGAGUUAAGUGCAUUAUUUUGAUUGGACGUGAGAGUAAUUUCAAGCCAGCGGUAUCCACCCUUCAACAAUUACUAACUGCUGUAGAACGCAUAGAAAGUGGCAACCACUCGCUAAUCCUUCAAAUAUGUCGACUAUUUUCUAAAAUAUGCUCGAGAAAUGCUGAUAUACUUCAGAUCACAUUGCGCUAUGUCGAUAAAAUAAAUGAAAUAAGUCCAGGCAACUUAGAUAUUCUUACCGAACUGGGUUAUCAAAGAUUACUGCAGAAUAACCUAACUGGUGCAGAAGCUGCAUUUCGUGCAGCAAGUAACAUUAAUGGAAGCAAUUUUAACGCAGUUUGCGGAAUGACGCUAUGUAAAAUAAAAGCCCAAAGGGAUGACAAGGAUAUACAGUAUAUAAAACAGCAGCUGGCAUUUCUUAACGACUUAUGUGGAAAUGAAAAGGUUCCGAUUAUUUUGUAUAUGUCCGCUUUGUUGCCUGGACAGGGCCAGGAAACAUCGGUGCAGCUAUUAAUACAGGCUUUUGAGCGGCACGUUCAAGUUCUACAGGCUUCACUCGUUGGGGUCAAUUACAUAAAUCUAUUGAAUCCGGAUUUUCUGCUUGAGUUAACUGUUGAGUUGCUGCGUCACCGCCCUAUUCCGAUUUCACUUAAAACGAAAACCGAUUUAUGUUUUGAGUUAAGCCACCAUGAAACAUUGAAUAUUACUUUGAAGCAUUGUCGUAGCAUUCUAGAAAUCAUUACACAUGUUUUCCCUGGACAUAUGCAAGCUCUAUAUAUGAUCGCAAAAAUCGAGUUCUUCUGCGGGGAAUUUACAAAUGCUAUAUGGCGCCUGAAAAACAUACUUCAUAUAAACGAAAUGUAUACCGAUGCGCGACUUCUGUUAGCUGAAGUAUUUGUCCAGGAAAACCAAAUGCCGGAAGCACUGCACUCCUUAGAAUUGGCAUUAUCUCACAAUUUUGCAGUCAGGGAGCGCCCAAUGUACCAUUUGCUGCUUGGUAUCAUACAACGACACCACCAACUUUCUGAGGCACAUCAAAGUUUUUUAAACGCUAUGCAAUUGAUUGGAGAUCGGCCUAUUGAACAAUAUGGCGAACACAAUCCACAAUGUCAGACAUUUAAUGAAAAUACAUUUACUAAAUCUGAUAAGAUGACGUUGUACCUGGAGCUAAUUUACACUUUACGAGAUAUUGGCGACGCUCAAUCCGUUUAUGAAAGCGAACGCCUUUUACAGACUGCAAUGGACGAGUUUAGCGGGACUGCAGAGGAAGGUCGUCUUAUUAUUGUACACGCUGAUAUAAUGCUUCAAAAAUAUAAUGUUUCGAAAGCUAUAAGCUUACUAUCUGCGAUUAAACCGUCCCAUCCGUACUUCCUUCAGGCAAAAACUAAUUUGGCAAACGUGCACUUGGUACACCGAAAAGAUCGGGCUGCUUUUUCGAAAUGUUUUACGGAAUUGGUGCAGGCCAGACCAGAGCCUGAAAGUUAUCUGAUGCUUGGCGACGCAUACAUGUCUAUUCAAGAGGCUGAAUUGGCAAUAAAUGCAUAUCAAAAUGCAUUCAGCAUGAAUAAAAAUAAUUCGAUUUUAGCCUCAAAAUUAGGAAGAGCUUUUGUAAAAACACACCAGUAUUCGUCAGCCCUAAAGUACUAUCAUGAAGCUAUACAAAAUCCUGGAUGCUCUAGCUUAAAACUAGACUUGGCGGAGCUGUAUUUAAAACUAAAGCAAUACCAAAACGCGAUUGACGCAUUGACAGCAGGAGCUAGAAACAAAUCACUAAAUGAUGACAAUGUAUUGGAACUUCAGUUGUGGACUAAGCAGCUCCUACUGCUGGCACGUGUUUACGAGAAGUCGGGUAAUGCUGAUGAAUCCUUGCAGACGUUGAAAGAAGCUAGAGAUAAUCAGUAUCGGUUGCAGAAAAGGUUCUCUAUUGAUGCAGACCAAUCAGAAACCCUAUUCGAACAAUACAAGCUUUUGUCCAAAAUUUGUCUACGUAUGGCUCAACACUUAAUCAACAAGAGAGACAAAGAACAGGAAUGCGUAAAAUGUAUUGAAGAAUGCCUAAAAUAUGCCUCGAAUGACCCUAAGGUUCUCGUCCCACUUGCACGACUAUAUAUGCAGCUGAAUUUAGUAGAAUCUUGUCGAGAAAUGUGUUUGCAGAUCCUACAAAUCGACAGUAACAACGAAGAUGCAUCUGUUAUGAUGGCAGACCUGUCAUUUAGAAAGAUGGAAUUCGACAAUGCUGCUUAUCAUUUUUCGCAGUUAUUAAUAUCACAGCCAUGCUAUUGGACGGCUUUAGCAAGAUUGAUAGAAGUGAUGAGGCGUUCCGGAAGUUUAGUUGACGCAUUGCCUUUCUUACAACGUGCUGAAUAUGCUACUGCAAAUAGUUUAAACUGCUUAGGUCUAAAUUAUUGCAGGGGAUUAUAUGAGUGGUACUGUGGAAAUCCAAAUGGGGCGUUGCGUCAAUUUAACAAAGCUCGUCGGGAUCAAGAGUGGGGACAAAAGGCGAUACUUUUAAUGAUUGAGAUCUGUAUUAAUCCCGAUGGAGAGAUACCAAAUGGAAAUGACCUCCAUCAAGAUGUCAGUGACAGUGGAGAAUUCAAUGAAUCAAGACUAAUUGCGUUACGUACAGCCGAGCGCUUGCUGAAGGAGCUACGACCUCGAUCUCCUGGCAUAGACAACCAUCGGUUGCUACGAAAUUUUAUACAAAUGGCAUCAAAACAGAAAUUGCAAGUUGAGUCUGCUCUUCAGGAUCUUAUGGAGCUCACGCAAAGAGAAGAGUACCAGUUAACAGUGGCACCAGUAUAUGCCUUAGCAUCCACCUUGAUUCAACUUAAACAGAUCCAAAAAGCAAAAAACCAUCUCAAACGAAUAGCACGUAUGUCCUGGAACUUUGAUGAUGCAGAGUAUUUAGAACGUAGUUGGUUAUUGCUAGCAGAUAUAUACAUUCAUGCAAAUAAGUUGGACGUAGCAGAAUCUUUGGUGGGUCGAGUGUUAGAUCAUAACAAAUCGUCAACUAAGGCUUUUGAACUCGCUGGCCUUAUUGCAGAGAAGGCUCAAUCCUACGCUACGGCUGCAAAGCACUAUUAUCAAGCUUGGAAUUUUGGUGGACGCUCUAAGCCGCAAAUUGGUUAUAAACUGGCAUACAACUAUAUGAAAAUGAAAAACUUUGCAAGUGCUAUUAAUGUUUGCCAGCAAGUUUUAAAAUCACAUCCUGACUAUAUAGUAAUUCGCAAAGAAAUUCUUGAAAAAUGCCAAAACAAUCGCCAUAUAAUGUUGGCUCCAGACACUGAAGAAGGGCAGCAUACAAGACGUGAGCAGGGCCAUAAAGUUGCCGAGAUGGACCUCGAAAUAGAGACGAGCAAACCAAAACUCCAGGCAGAGGCUCCAGAUGAAACGGUGUUUGGCUUGUAGGCGAGACGGAGAUUUGGCGAGAUUCUAUCUAUUUAUUUAUUAAAGUAAAUUUAAGUAUCUGUUUUUAUUUGAAUUAAGUGAAUUUUUGAGGCA